GGCCAGCUGGAAAACAUCUCGUUGGCUUCUCAGUUCUAUGGAAACAGCGCCAGUAGAAGCAAUAGAAAUGAAGUAUGGCUUCGUCGUAUUCUAAAGGAACAUCUAAAACUUAAUCUCAAUCUACAACGGUCUUCUGUAGACCUUGCCAAAGACAUAUGGGUUUAAAGGAGAUUAUUCUGGAGAAAAAUGUCAGCUUAGAAGAAGCAAAGAAACUACUUGAAGAAAAUUCUUCAUCAGAAAAGUUGCAAUUACGAAACUGCACAAAAUUAACCUAUGAUGAUAUAGUCUCUCUUAUUGAACUUAUAAACCCAGAAUUGACUGCACUUUCUAUAAACAGCUGUAAAUAUUUUAAUGAUGAAUUGUUGGACAAAAUUGUGGAUCACUGUACCAGACUGUCUUGCGUCACAUUUAAUGGAAAUUUUAAAGACAUAACAAAUGUAGGAAUUGGAAACUUGACAAAGAAGUGUCAUGAGCUAAAGUCAUUAUCAGUUUUAUCUUGUGAAAGUGAUGAUGCUGAUGACAAUGAUGGAGAAUGGACAAUUGAUGAUGGUUUACUAUCUGCAAUUAUUGACACAAGAGAAAUAUCUUUAGAACACUUCGGGCUAUCUGGCUUCAACAAUAUUACGUCUGAUGGACUAAGAAAAUUUAUCAAGCAUAUUUCUGGAUCUUUAAUCUCCCUUGACCUAAGUGAACUUCCAGCAAUAACAGAUAAAUUAUUACAUGAUAUUGCUAAGUUAUGUCCCAAAUUGACAAGUAUUAAUUUUGGAUACUGCAAUCUUAAAGACAAAGAAAUUGAAAGCUUUUGUUCCAAAUGUACAUUACUACAAUCAAUAGAUUUAUGUGGUUGCAAUGAAUUGACCGACAAAUCUGUGUUUUCAUUGUCAAAACAUUGUCAUUCUUUGAAGAUUAUAAAAUUAGGCUGGUGUCUGAAGAUAACAGAAAAAUCAUUAGAAGCUCUUUCGACAAACUGUCUUCAUCUUGAACAUAUAGAUAUUCGACACUGUUCAGUAAAACACAUACCUUACGACUUUGUAAAACUGUCUUUUUUAAAAGAACUUCUCGUAGAGGGCUGCACUGGACUUAAAUGUCCUUCAUUGGAAGUGACAAUGAAAGGAGUUUCAGCUACUAAACAGUUUUUAGAAGACAGUAAUCUACAUUGUAUGUGCAGAUUGGCAUUUAUAGGGGAUGAGGGAAGUGGUAAAAGUAGCUUAUCUCUAUGUGUAGUAAGUUCUUCUUUGGCUGUUGCUGAUUCUAGUACAGAAGGGGUUAAUGUUUCUAGAUGGAGACCGUUUUCUGGGAAAGAAGAUGAAGCAGUAGACAAAGACACGCUUGGAAUGCCUGUGAAUGAUGAAUGCAAAGACUUAACAAUAGAAGUUUGGGAUUGUGGAGGCCGAAAGUGCAUCCAAGGUCUUCAUCCACUAUUUUUUACAGAUCAAACACUAUACGUCCUAACGUUUGAUAUAAACAAUCCAAUGGAAAUCAAAAAUAUGCCAAACUGGCUGUUCUUGGUUCAGACCAAGACCCCAGGUUGUCCGUUGAUAGUCGUUGGAACGCAUGCCGAUGGAUCCAGUACAGACUUUUCGGAGAUUAGCAAGCAGGUAUUAAAUACCCUUAAAAAUGCCGAAGAAGAGCAUUAUCUUGAAGUAAGAGCCGAACUUGACGUACUAAAGACAACAGGCAAACGAGAAGACUCCUUUAUUUGUGCACGAAUACAAAAAUUGGAACAGUUGCUGAAUUGCAGACCGCGAUUACCUGACAAAGUAUUGUAUGUCAGUUCUAUAAAGGGAAAGGGAAUAAGCGAGGUGCAAAAUGAAAUCUUCCGCCAUCUUCUAGAUCCAUCAUUAUUUCCACACCUGACGGAAAAGAUCAAUAUCAACUUGACUUACCUUUACUCAGAGGUUCUGAGACUCAGACAAGAGAAAAUUGUUGUGAUUCCUUGGGAUCAGUAUUUGAAAUUGGCUUCGGAGUCUGGGAUCACAGAUCCAGAAGAAGUGCAAAGUGCAACAGCAGUAUUAGAAUGCAGAGGCUGUAUCACAGUAUUCAGAAUUCCAGCACGUACUCAGGAUCUUGGCCCAACUCGAACAGUGUGUGUUAACCCAAGUGUCUUAUUGGAUUGUUUGGCAUGUAUGCAUAACGAAACGGAACCACGGGAAUUCGUACCACGGUUUAUUAAGGCGGGGUUCCUCGAAAGAUUCUGGCCUACCAAUACCAAGCCUAAUGACUGGACACUACGUUCGGCCAUAGAUGAUAUCGUGUCAAAGGGACUCAUCAGAGAGGCUGUUAUACCGCUGUGUUUUCAGGCAAUGCACUUGGAAGAAGAAGAGAUGCUCAAGAUCUUAGCCUUUUGUCGUAACAUCGGGGUGCUUGUUGAAGGUGCACCUAAAGGUAGUUACGAGGUGGAAUUGGUACUUGCCUACUACAAAAACCUUUCUGUCUUUAAAAGAUAUUUUCUUCCUCUUCAAAACAAAUUGCCAGCUGACACCAAGACACCAGAAGUAUGGCCCAGCGGUGUACCAGAGGGACACAUUCAGGUAGGCUGGAGAUUUAAAUUCCCGGAUGAAGUAUCUUCCAACUGCUCUACCUUGAUAAUAGCCGCCUGUCGGAAUUAUAAGAUGAGCAGCGACAUCUACUGUUACUGUCAACGUUGUCUGGUGCUCAAGGUUGGUGACGUCAUGGUCAAGAUAUCACGUGAUGGGUCAUACUUGGAUAUGAUUGGUCGAUGUAAGAUAUUGCAUGGCAGCAAGCAGGCUCUCAAUAUGACUUGGUUUAUCCUGGCACAGUUUUUUUACGUCACAGAUACUCUUCUGUUAAACUACUCUGGACUCAGCCCGGAGAUAAUGGUCCCUUUAUAUGGAUGCAGUCGACCCAAGCACAAGUCGUUGUUCGAACUGGUCAAGGAUUAYAACGUCCAACCGAGUCAUCUGGCCAACUAUCGGUGGUUUCUACCUCCCGGAGGGCUCGAUGCAGAAGAACAUACACAGAUUCCUUCCGAUACGAGCACCUGGCUGGCAACUAUUGCAAAGAAAUCCACACUGUUCAUCAGUUACCAAAGCGACCACCAAGAUGAGGUAAAACUACUUCGUGUGAGCCUCGAGCAUUCAGGAUUCAAUUGUGUAGGAGAAUGGACACUGGUUGGUCAAGGCCAAGAAUUGACAGAGAAACGACGGCAAAGCAUUAUGGGAUCCUCGUUGUUGCUGGCAUUUGUUACUCCUGAUUACUUGAAAUGGUCACGUGCCCAGCAGGACAUCAAUCUUGCUCUUGAGAAUCACAAGCCAGUAAUUGCGUUACUGUUCGACAAGACCAGCUGGCCCGUCGACAACGAGCUUGAAACUAAACUUAAGAGUCACGCGAUCUGUUUGGAUUUUGACGCUGGUUUUGGUGAAGCGCUUUCACACCAGUACGACCAAGCACAACUAACAAAGCUUGUCACGCAGUGUAACGGUAUAUUAUACGGUACAGGAGAUAUACACCCACCGGAGCCUCCAGUUAGCCCCGAUAACACCUUCCAUAUUCAAAACGAGAGCAAUCUUAGAAUUCUUCAUCGACAGUCUUCGCCUACAAAUCAUAAAGAAGACACCAGAAAGACAAGCUUAAUAAAUCACGAGAAAUCCAAGGAACUAGAAAAACGGGCUGAAAUAUUAAGCUUCUCGAAGCCUCACAUAGCCGACAUUGUGGAGCCCGAAGAAAGCGAAGAGACUCAGGUCCAGCGCAUGGCAGCUAGUGCAGUUGCAGCCGCUGUUGCUGGAGCGACGGCGCAGCAUAUUUCAAAAGCGGACAAUUCUCCUGAAGCAGUGAAAGCGGCUGCUGCAGCUGCUGAAGUCGCUCAGGCUGUUGUGGACGGUAAUAGCGAUGCUGCUGCUAAAGCCGUGGUCAAAGUUGCUAAAAUCGUCGAAGAAAUCUCGAAAAAUCAAUCACACUCAAAGCAUAUGUCGAAUGGCUCAGUAUCAACUCCUCCGCGGAGCUCAACAUGUAAUAUACUAUAAUCAAGAGCCAGUAAAACACGCCGUCUUAUUGUUAAAAAAUUUCCAGGAUGUAUUACGUAAAUCAGUUCUUAUUCUCCGAUAUAUAUUGGACUGCUGUAUAAAAUAUUCCAAGACCCGGACAUAUACACAUCGUAUAACGGUUAUUAAAGAUUGAGAAAGGCUAUCGACGCGACUAACAUUUUAAAAAAUGGAAUCAAAAUUACUUUUAGUUUUGAAAAUGAA
Actinia tenebrosa (Australian red waratah sea anemone) is the source of this 4205-nucleotide messenger RNA. RefSeq lists its product as uncharacterized. The record is from RefSeq and is a predicted model, not a curated record. Gene Ontology annotation, cellular component: cytoplasm. Gene Ontology annotation, biological process: signal transduction. NCBI's taxonomy places the organism in Eukaryota, Metazoa, Cnidaria, Anthozoa, Actiniaria, Actiniidae.